This is a messenger RNA of Nicotiana tabacum (common tobacco), 1074 nucleotides long. RefSeq names its product lignin-forming anionic peroxidase-like. Gene Ontology annotation, biological process: hydrogen peroxide catabolic process; response to oxidative stress. Gene Ontology annotation, molecular function: peroxidase activity; heme binding. Lineage: Eukaryota; Viridiplantae; Streptophyta; Magnoliopsida; Solanales; Solanaceae. The record is from RefSeq and is a predicted model, not a curated record.
ACAACUCCUCUUACACCUUUUACGCUAUUUUCUUGUCACCUUUUAAUUAUAUAGCUAUGGCUUACGCAUCCAUUUGUAUUCUGCUAUUUCUUUCAUUCAUGCAGUGUGAAGCGCAGUUAACUCCUACAUUUUAUGAAAAUACAUGUCCUAAGGCGCUUAGCACGAUUCAGAAGGCUGUGAGUCAAGCAGUAUCGCGUGAACGUCGCAUGGCAGCUUCACUGAUUCGCCUUCAUUUCCACGAUUGCUUUGUCCAAGGGUGUGAUGCAUCAAUCUUACUUGACGAGACUUCAAAUAUCACAAGUGAGAAGACAGCAGUACCUAAUCAAGGAUCUGUAAGAGGUUUUGAUGUUGUUGAGGCCGCGAAGAGGGAGCUCGAAAAAAUCUGCCCUGGAGUAGUAUCUUGUGCGGACAUUUUGACCGUUGCAGCACGAGAUGCUUCUGUCGCUGUUUGCGGUCCAUCAUGGAAGGUUAAACUUGGAAGAAGAGACUCUAGGACAGCAAAUCGUACUCUAGCAAACAUUGAUAUUCCUAGUCCCUUUGAUAAUCUUGACACUCUUAUUUCUAGAUUUGCUAAGAAAGGACUUAGCGCAAAGGACAUGGUUGUCCUGUCAGGGGCACACACCAUUGGCCAAUCACAGUGCUCUUCAUUUAGGAACAGAAUAUACAAUGCAUCAGAUAUAGAUGCAAGUUUUGCGAGCAUUACAAGACGUCAAUGUCCUAAAAAUGGAGGGAAUGGAACUUUGGCCCCACUCGAUUUGGUCACAGACAAAAUUUUUGACAACAAUUAUUUCAAGAACCUAAUGCAGAAGAAAGGUCUACUCCAAUCUGAUCAAGUUCUUUUCAGUGGAGGAUUAACAGAUAGUAUUGUUUCAAAAUAUAGCAAAAAUAAUAGUGUGUUUUUUGUGGAUUUUGCUAAAGCUAUGAUUAAAAUGGCAGAUAUUCAACCUCUAACUGGUCGAAAUGGGAUCAUAAGGAGGGUCUGUAACACUGUCAACUAAUAUUUUCACAACCAUCUAUGUGUGGUUUGUGCCAUUAUCUUAUGUGGUUUCUCUUGAUUGUUGUUUUGAUCUGCAC